Molecule: messenger RNA, 1905 nt
Organism: Andrographis paniculata
Lineage: Eukaryota; Viridiplantae; Streptophyta; Magnoliopsida; Lamiales; Acanthaceae
Product: oleuropein beta-glucosidase-like
Exons: 9
Coding region: 102-1739 (545 amino acids)
Biological process (GO): carbohydrate metabolic process
Molecular function (GO): beta-glucosidase activity
Source: RefSeq, a predicted model, not a curated record
CAUGCUCAUUGCUCACUGCAACUAUCUUGUUUAAUUAAUUUUAGAUUAAUUAAUUAAUAAAUUAAAUAUUUGGGUUUUGGAUCUGCAGUUAGGUAGCUAGCAUGGCCGGAGACCGUUACAGUAGCCAAGUGUCUCGCUACCUUGAGGAGAAGAUGACCCGACACAACUUCCCGUCCGACUUCAUGUGGGGCGCCGCCACUUCUACGUACCAGAUCGAAGGUGGCUAUGUAGAGGAUGGCAAAUCACCCAACAACUGGGACUUUUGGACCCAGCAGAACCCUGAUAAAGUUAAGGGGGGCACAAAUGGCACCGUUGCUAUUGAUCACUACAACAGAUAUAAGGAAGACGUGGCCCUCAUGAAGAAACUUGGCCUCAACAGUUACAGAUUUUCACUGUCAUGGUCGAGAAUAUUACCCGGCGGGAGACUGAACGGCGGCGUAAAUAAGGAAGGAGUUAAGUUCUACAACGACCUCAUCGACCUGCUCAUCGCUGAAGGAAUCGAGCCGUUGGUGACCAUCUUCCACUUUGACCUCCCUCAAUGCCUGCAAGCAGAAUACGGCGGCUUCCUCAGCCCUCGUGCUAUAGAGGAUUUUGCGGAGUUUGCGGAGGUGUGUUUCUUCGAAUUCGGCGACCGGGUGAAGUUCUGGCUGACGCAGAACGAGCCGUGGUCGUUCACCAUCGGAGGCUACGUAUUGGGAACUUUCCCGCCGGGGCACGGCUCAGCCGUGGCGCCGAGUGUCCAGCGGCUUGGUACAGCUUACAGGCUCCUCGUUCCAGGAGUCAGCCGACGGGUUGCCGACGACGGCGGCGACGGCGCCGCCACGGAGCCGUACAUCGUGGCUCACCAUCUAAUUCUGGCUCAUGCGAGGGCAGUUGAAAUCUACAGAAACAACUUUCAGGCAGUUCAAGGCGGGAAAAUUGGCGUCACCAAUAUGACCACAUGGUACGAGCCGUACAGCGACUCGCAGGAGGACAUCGACGCCGCCGCCAGAGCCGUCGACUUCUCUUGGGGAUGGUUUGUUUCGCCGAUAGUGUACGGAGAUUAUCCGGCGGUGAUGAGAGAGCGCGUGGGCGACCGUCUCCCUCAAUUUACUGAAGCAGAAAAACUGAUGGUGAAGGGUUCCUACGAUUUCAUAGGAAUGAAUUAUUACACUACCAAUUGGGCUGCCAACAGAACGCCCAUUCCUGGUGAACAGACCACUUAUUACACAGAUCAAGGAGUCGAUUACUACACUGAACGGGACGGUGUUCCAAUUGGGAGACAGGCUGGAUCGGAUUGGCUGUACGUGGUUCCACGCGGCAUAUACGAACUUCUGAUGCACAACAAGAACGAGUACAAUGAUCCCAUAAUUUACAUCACUGAAAACGGAGUAGAUGAGAAAAACGACACAGAUCUAACAGUGUCGGAGGCCCGACACGACCCGGAGAGAAUCAGCUACCAUAUUCAACAUCUGGCCUACAUGAGGCUGGCCAUUGACCAAGGUGUGAAGCUUAAGGGGUACUACCCGUGGGCGUUGUUCGAUAACUUCGAGUGGACGGAAGGAUACACGGUGCGAUUUGGGUUCUAUUGGGUGGACUAUGUGAAUAACUUGAAGAGAUAUCCCAAGGCCUCGGCCAUAUGGCUAAUGAAUUUUCUUAAUCCCAACAUUGCCCCGACGACAAUUAAGCGACAAGUCAUGGAAAUUGCCGAUGCUAAGGUUACCGAUACUCCUGCUGCAAAGAAGAGGAAAGGUCGUUAGGCUUAUUAGAUCGAUCAAUAUUGGAAUCAUGUGUGGCCAAUUAAUUAUUUGUCUUCAUUUCGGAAUUAUCCUUUUGUUGUUGUUUGUCAUUUUUCGAGUUUUAUGUUUGGUGUGUUGUGCUUGAACAUUAAUAAUACAGAGGUUUCUGUCCAUUGGCCUUAAAGAA